Messenger RNA from Cetraspora pellucida, 585 nucleotides. Lineage: Eukaryota; Fungi; Glomeromycota; Glomeromycetes; Diversisporales; Gigasporaceae. The record is from the annotation of a GenBank genome assembly.
AUGUGCACCACAUAUCCAAUACUUAAUUUAGUAUAUCCAUGUAUAUACAUAUUAAAACAAAUAUUUGCACCAAAAAUUGAAGAGAAUGAAACUGUUGAUAGUUACUUGGAUCUUAUUUACAGCCCUUUAACAAAAGAUGAUAUUUUAGAAAGUACUGAAGAUGACGACUCAAGCUCUACAAGUGAUGAUAAUGAUAUUCCAACUGCUGAAAAUAAAGACCGAGAUCGAGGUCAAGAUCAAAAUCGUAAGCAUACAACUAAAAAAAAUGAAAAUGUAGAUGUUAGUCAAAUUGAGUGUUUGCUAUCAGCAUGUACACAAAACCUUAUCAAAAAGGUCCGUGCAGCCAUAUAUCUCUCUUUGAAAAAACUUUGGGAAAUACCAUUAGAAAUAUUCUUAAUUGCGAUGAUUUUAGAUUCUCGAAUGAAGAAUUUUUCUUUUGCUGAUAUAAAUGGUGAAAAUAUUGAAGUGAAUACUUCAGUUGCAGAUAAUAAUCAAACACAAGUACAAGAUAAAGUUACUCACUAUUUGUGCUAUCCAGAUGAAUCAAGAAAUAUUGAUCUUUUAAUUUGGUGGCAAGAGCAUCAG